Messenger RNA from Candidula unifasciata, 2170 nucleotides. The record is from the annotation of a GenBank genome assembly. NCBI's taxonomy places the organism in Eukaryota, Metazoa, Mollusca, Gastropoda, Stylommatophora, Geomitridae.
AUGGCGAGUAAAGUGCAAGUUGCUAAGUUCCAUGACCAUGGUGGUAUUCGUGAGUUUAGCGAAAAUAUUAUUUUAGAACCAACCUAUUCUGGGGUUUGGACUAUGGAGGAAAACGAUCUGGCCGACCAGUUGAAGGAUGACAGUUUCAAGAAACGUGUCGAGGUGCUGGAUCAGUUAAUAAUCACCGUCAAACGAAAUGGUGGACGCCUUCCUUACGCUGAUAACGACCCGAUCUUUAGGAGUUUAGGACUUGCUCUGUCGGAUUCCAACUGGGAGAUUCGCAAUAAAUGCAUUCAGCUGCUACAGGAGAUCAUCCCCAACCUUGGGGUUGAAGUUGAUAAAUGUAUGUCUUUAGUUUUAAGUAAAUUAAUUGCAAAUAUUGGUGAUAGUAAAGUGACUGUACGAAGAAUGGUUGUGCAGGCUCUACAUGCUUACAUGAAAUAUACCUACAACUUAUCAGCUUUAUUUGAUGGACUGGUCAACAUAGGCCUUGAAAAUGAGAAUCCUGCAGUCAGAAGAGAAAUGGUCACAGCUCUACCAUUGUUGCUAACAAAGGAGUUUGUUAGUCAGGACCUGUCAAAAAUGAUAACUUCGCUGGCAAGGAAGUUGCUAGACACCUCAGUAGAAGAUAAUCUGAAAGAUUGCUCAUUAUCCACUUUGAAUAAAAUCGAACAAAUGGCAGGGGAGAGAAUGUUUGCUGUAUAUUUAAAGAACUUGCCCUUGCCAUUACAGAAGUACUAUCUACAGUUGUCUGGCAAGCAAGAUGUCGGGUUUUACAAUCUGGAGGCUGAUUUUUACAAUAAUGGAACCACAGUAAUGAGCCAGAGAAUGACGAAUGGUCAGAUGGACUAUGCAGAAAGCUUUGAGUUUGGUUUAGUGCCUAGUCAGAUACUGAUCAGAUUAAAUGAUCAAAAAGAUUUCCGCACCCGUGCUCAAGCUGUUGAAGAUUUGAAAAGUAUUAUCAUAAACACAACAUCGUUCGAACUGUCAACACACAUGUUGCCUUUCGUGGGUUCAUUUAUAAACUUUCUGAGUAACUUACUAGAUGAUUCUAAUUUUAAGAUCAUUAACGUCACUUUGGAAAUAAUCCUUAGUUUGGUAGAAAAAUUGGAGAAAAAUACCAUAAGUUUUCUGGAACCUUUAACGUCAGCCUUGUUAAAAAGGAUGGGAGAUAACAAAAUUGUCAUCCGACAACUGGUAAUGAGCAUUGUUAUUAAGAUGAUGCAAAGUACUUCGCCUAUGGAUGUUAUUUCUGUUAUCAAAGAUAACCUUCAGCACAAGAAUUCACGGGUGAGGCAGGAAACUAUUAACCUUAUCAUUGCUGCACUUCUGACAUUUCCUAGCAGGGAUUUUGACAUACCACAGAUAUGUAAAUCUGUAGGCCCUACUCUUACUGAUGUCAAGAGGGCGGUGAGGCAGGCAGCAUUAGAAUGUUUUGCCACUCUGGCACAAGUUAUGGGCCCAGGACAGCUGCAUCCACUAGUGUCAGCAGUUGAUGAGGUUGAGUUGUGUACGGACGGGGAGGGAUUGAUGGCUGCUGUACAAGCCAGACUUUCACGUAAACAGCUUCCGAAGUUAACAAGUGAUGGACUGGUUGAGUAUGCCACCCCAACUCCAAGUUCUGCCACGGUGCGCUCAUCCUUGUCACAGCAUAGUGCAGACACUGAAUGGAUAAUGGCUGUUGGUGCAGGUGUGUCCAACACAUCUCGGUCGGCUCGUUCUGUUCCUUUAGAUUUUGGAUCUGCAACCACAUCCUCCAGAUCAACACCUGUUGCGGGGCCGGAUUUUUCAGUACUGACCUCAGCAGUGAGGCCAUUUAUGAGUGCAGGAAGAGGAAGAAACAAACUUCCAUGGGAAGACAGCAGAGAUGAGAGGAGUGGAUCUGGUAGCGGCUUCCCUGAGUCCAUUUACAGUCAGGUUCAGAGAGAUGUUAAAUCUGCACGUGUUGUGAGUUUCAACACUGACGAUGGACCACCUAAGCCCAGGCAGACGUGGAUUGAAGAGGAAGACCAGUACAAACCAGCUGUAUUAGAACGACAGCCAAAACGUAGAACAACCGUUAUGAGUAUUGCACCUAUAGAUGACCAGGAAAAUGGUGGUUCCUACAAUCAACAGUACCUGCAGAAAAAGCGUCCACAGGGGACGACAGCCAGGGUUGGGAAGCCAGAAA